AUGAGGAAAGUUGUAACCGUGGAUGCUACUUUUCUGAAAAAUGGAUAUGGUGGUGUUCUCGUUUUUGCAACGGCUCAAGAUCCUAAUCGGCACCACUAUCCUUUAGCUUUUGGUGUGCUAGAUGGUGAGAAUAAGGACAGUUGGAGUUGGUUUUUUGAGAUGUUCAAAACGGUUGUGCCAGAUUCAUCGGAGUUGGUGUUUAUGAGUGACAGAAAUGGAAGCCUCAUCAAUGCCAUAGCUAAUGUAUUUCCGAAGGCUCAUCAUGCGCAUUGUAUAUGGCAUUUGGCUCAAAAUGUGAAAGGUCAUGUAAGUAACGUCAACAAAGAAAUUGUUCAAUGGAGAUUUAUGGACAUUGCUCGGAUUUACACAGUGCCUGAAUUCGAUGCUGAAUAUUCUGCUUUCAAGAAUCGUUAUCCAUCUGCUGCCAAGUAUUUGGAGGAAAGUAGUGAGAAAGAAAAGUGGGCGAGGUGUUGGUUUCCGGGAGAUAGAUACAACAUCGACACAAGCAACGUUGUGGAGUCGAUGAAUAGCGUGUUCAAGGAUGCGAGGAAGUACUCUUUAAUACCCUUGGUGGAUACUAUCAUUAAAAAAACAGCUGAUUGGUUUAAUGAACAUAGGAAAGAAACCGUCAGAGGAUCCAGUGAGCGGAAACUAGUGCCUCUUGUGGAAAACUUGUGCAUGACACAUGGUCGGUUGCCAGGAAAUUAA
This is a messenger RNA of Brassica oleracea var. oleracea, 708 nucleotides long. Its product is annotated as protein FAR1-RELATED SEQUENCE 5-like. The transcript has a single exon. Lineage: Eukaryota; Viridiplantae; Streptophyta; Magnoliopsida; Brassicales; Brassicaceae. The coding region runs from base 1 to 708 and encodes 235 amino acids. The record is from RefSeq and is a predicted model, not a curated record.